Molecule: messenger RNA, 1284 nt
Organism: Camellia sinensis
Lineage: Eukaryota; Viridiplantae; Streptophyta; Magnoliopsida; Ericales; Theaceae
Source: RefSeq, a predicted model, not a curated record
AUGGGCAAGGAUCCUAACUCAUCGCAUAGAGUUGCUAUCAAAUGUUGUUGUGAUUUAACAAAUCAAGCAGGUCGUGAUGAACGCCACGAAUCUAACAACCGAGGGAAUGUUAUUGAGUUGAUAAAGCUCUUGGCUUCUUAUAAUGAGGAUGUGGCAGCAGUGGUUUUGGAAAAUGCUCCUCAAAAUGCUUCCUAUCAUUCCCAUGGUAUUCAAAAGCAGAUUCUUAGUAUUUUCUCUGAUAAGAUACAAAGAUUCAUUCGUAAGGACAUUAAUGAUGGGAAGUUUUGCAUUCUAGUUGAUGAAUCUGAAGAUGAAUCGAAAAGAGAGCAAAUGGAAAUUGUUUUGAGAUUUGUUGAUAAAUAUGGUUUUAUAAAAGAGCAUUUCUUUGACAUAGUCCAUGUGUUAGAUACCACGUCGGCAACUUUGAAAGAAGAAAUUUGUAUUGUCCUUUCUCUUCAUAACUUUAGUGUGCAAAAUAUUCAUGGUCAAGGAUAUGAUGGUGCCAGUAACAUGUCUGGAGAAUGGACUGGGUUGCAGGCUCUAUUUUGUGCUGAGUGUCCAUUCGCAUAUUAUGUUCAUUGCUUUGCUUAUCGGCUCCAAUUGGCUUUAGUAGGAGCAUCUAAACAGGUUAUAUCUAUCAAUCAAUUUUUCUCUUACUUGACUCAAGCAAUUAAUAUAGUUGGCUCAUCUUGCAAAAGACAUGAUCAAUUAAGAGCUGCUCAGGCUGCAGAUAUUGCUGAAAAACUUGCCAUUGAUGAUGAAUUCGAGACUAGUAAAGAAAAAAAUCAGAUUGGAACAUUGAAACGAGCUGGAGAUACUCGAUGGGGUUCUCAUUUGGGUUCCAUUUGUAGUUUGAUAAACAUGUUCAGUGCUACUUGUGCCGUCCUAAGAAACAUAAUUAAUGAUGGAAGCAAAUCGAAUCAACGAGCUAAGGCAGAUGGAGUUUAUGAUUCCAUUACAUCUUUUGAGUUUGUCUUCAUCUUACAUUUUAUGAGGGAUAUCAUGGAGAUUACUGAUGAUCUUUGCCAAGCUUUGCAAAAAUUAAACAAUAGGUUUAAGGAAGAUGUAAUAGAAUUGCUUGUUCUUAGCUCAGCUUUGGAUCCUAGGAAUGGUUAUAGAUCAUUCAACAUUGAGGAUAUUUGCAAACUUGCAGAUAAAUUUUAUCCCAUGGAUUUCUCCGAGCAAGAAAAAUUGCAUUUGAAGUAUCAGUUAGAAAACUAUAAGCUUGAUAUUUCCAUACUUCCCGAGUUUCAGAAGCUGUCAACCAUUUCUGAGUUGUGCUAA